Vitrella brassicaformis is the source of this 1402-nucleotide messenger RNA. Lineage: Eukaryota; Vitrellaceae. The record is from the annotation of a GenBank genome assembly.
GAAAUGCCUGCGUGCAUCUGUGCGUCCAUGUGUGAUGCCUUUUUCCAUCCACACUUUCUGUGGUCUGACUUAUUGACAAGUCUACACGUAGACCCCCUCUUGUAGAUCAAUGGCCCAUGAAUGGUCUAAUUUGAUUGCAACUCAUCGGGGGGGAUCAGCCCAUUGUCAGCCCCCGCCGUCAGUGAACGGGUCAUUGGGGCGAAAUAGGCACAGAUACCUGCAUGAAUGGCUGGACGGCUCGAAUUGCUACUGCCUCAGGUAUGCGUCGGCCGUAUGCUGGUGUGGUGGAAGCCUGGCUUUCUUGGCGUCAAUUAGCCCACUGCACUGCUUGAUGUCCACGCCGUCUGCGUCACCAUCACUUCACAUGGCCUGUACACACACAUGAAUGUGGCUGUAUGAAUGGGGCUGUCUAUGGCUUGGCUGACCUCAGGCAGCAGGGUGUAGGGCCUGUGGCGAGGGGCUCUGACGGCCUGGUCGUUGGUCGUGGGCAGCAGCAACAGAGACAAGUAACCGUCAGUCACUGUCAGUCGGCACACACACACAGCCACGCACAUCCGUCCAUGUGUCCACACACACGAUCCACACACAGUCGCCAAGACAUCACACACGUCGUGCAGUGACACACACGCGAGAGUCCACCCAGUAGGCCUACCUGGUCGGAUAAUUGCAGCAGCAGGUUGAUUCGGAUGGCCCUUCCGCGGAAGACAACAAGAUCACCCGUUGCUUAUACGUUGCCUCGCCUCAGACUCGGCCAUCGGCGCACUGCAGUGAGAGCCACAGAUGGACACAUAACAGAAAGCGAUACAUCCACUCAUUGACAAGUGCCUCCGUCUGUCUGUCUGUCUGCCUGUGUGUCUGUCUGUCUGUCUGCCUGUGUGUCUGUCUGUCUGUCUGUCUGUAUGCCUGCCGGUGUUCUGCUCACCUAGCUGCCUUCUCAUGCGGGAAAAGACUGAACACCCAUCUCGUGGCGUCCAACAGGAUGUCUGCACGUACAACAGGCGCACCAUCCACGCACCUGUCUUGCGUGUCACGACGUCCUCACAUCUCACUCACCUGGCGCGUCUAUUUCGAUGCGGAUGGGAUUGUCCCAGGUCCCCUCAGAUGGCUCGAAAACGUCCGUCACCAGGUCAUCAGUGAGACGGUUGCGCGUGAACAGCUCCUCUGCGCCAUUGUUCACGUAAGUAAAGCGUGGCGGCAACGGUAUGAUGUCCUCCUUGAACCAGACGUGUGGGAUGGCUGCCCGAGCCUUCACAUGCUCUACGAUGGCUGCGGUGAAUGUCAGGAUGCCAGUUUCGUCGAGAUAUGGCACUCUGAACAGGGAGACCAGCCGGUAGGGCUUCCGUAGCCUACUCCUCUGCCACACGUCCACCCACUUGUAGUGAAUCAUCGCAACCACCACCCG